UUGUAGAUUCCAUUUUGUCGAAAUUUAGAAGGAGUCAGUAGGGAGAGGUGUAGGUUAUAUACGGCCACGUCUAACACCACAAAAGCUUCUGGGGUGACGGAUUUGUAGGAAGUAUAGUUUGCUGUGCUUUCUACGAAAUCCACAGGGUGAUUGUAGAGGCUAAUACUCUUCUGACGAAAGGCUUAAACAACCAAGCCUGAAGAAGUCGGUCUUCGACUUCUUGGAACAUCGUGCGCCGAGGUGAAUUGAUGUUCAGCUGGGCUCCGCGAGAAAACAACGCUCAUCGGCACAUGAAAACCUCAUACUUUUCUGGACACAAAAGUGCUGCAAAAAGUAGACAGAAAACUAUUUCGAGGACCUGGGGCCCGAUAGGAGGCGAAAGAUUAAAGAGAGAUUCCUGCUUUGCCAACUUUCUGACAACAAAGAGGUGACACGUAGUGCAAAAGCAAUAUGGGAGGUGGAGAGCGGUACAACAUUCCAGUUUCCCACCCUCAGUGUCCUUUGGCCAAGAAGAACCAUCAGCUUGGCCGGGCUAAGCAGAGAAGCCGUGACCACAAUGUAACAGCAGCAUCUACAGGAGGGGCAGGGGGCCUUCACCAUCAUGGCCACCGCCGGAGCGACAAAGGCGCAGCCUACCACAGGUCUCCAGAGUCGCGGCAGGCCGCGUCUGCAGAGAAGAAUGCUUCUGUCCGUUUUGCCACCAGCUAUGAUCAGACCUGGGAGGGCGCAGUGUCUCACCUCAACACAAUCCUGGCCACCCAAGGAAGUCCGAGCUAUGCGGGGCCUAAGUUCAGUGAGCCACCCUCACCCAGUGUGUUGCCCAAACCCCCCAGCCACUGGGUGUCCUUCCCAAUGGGCUCCUGUGACAACAAGGAGAUGAUGGCCUUCCAGCUCAAGAGCCUUCUCAAGGUGCAGGCCUGAGGGGGGGCACCCACACUCAAUCAAAAAAAA
Molecule: messenger RNA, 951 nt
Organism: Monopterus albus (swamp eel)
Lineage: Eukaryota; Metazoa; Chordata; Actinopteri; Synbranchiformes; Synbranchidae
Gene: pnrc2
Product: proline-rich nuclear receptor coactivator 2
Exons: 3
Coding region: 451-921 (156 amino acids)
Source: RefSeq, a predicted model, not a curated record